Colletotrichum chrysophilum is the source of this 3141-nucleotide messenger RNA. RefSeq lists its product as uncharacterized. The record is from RefSeq and is a predicted model, not a curated record. Gene Ontology annotation, molecular function: protein binding. Bases 1 to 3141 code for a protein of 1046 amino acids. NCBI's taxonomy places the organism in Eukaryota, Fungi, Ascomycota, Sordariomycetes, Glomerellales, Glomerellaceae. Gene Ontology annotation, cellular component: cytosol; mitochondrion. Gene Ontology annotation, biological process: cell redox homeostasis. The transcript has a single exon.
AUGUCUGGCUCGGGACUAACCUCGAAUCAGUCAGACCUCUCCCGCUUUUCCGAUUCGGAGACGGAGCAGGACCGGUCGCCCCCCUCCGGAAAGACCACGGCCGAUAUCCUCUCGGGCGUUUAUCGGGGCUUCAAGAAAUUCGCUCCGAGCAGAGACGACUCUUCCAAGCUAUCCAGACAGCCGUCACUGUCCCGCCUCGGUUUCAACAGCAACUCCCCGAGUUUGACUUCUUCCCCCUCUCCGCCCCCGUCCGCGACACCGACGCCCAUUCCAGGCUCAAGCUCUUCCAAGAUUCGUGCUCUUCAGCAUGCAAGGAGUCUGAGCCUACAGAGCAGUCUCGCCAAACCCCUCCCCGAACCGCCACCAGAAACCUCGCCCGUCGGCCCCGAUACCCCUGCUGCCACACACUACAACUACGCGAGUCUUGGUGCUAUCGAAGAGGCUCCGGCCGAUGAUUUGGAAAGUCGCACGAGUACGAUGGACUCGAGCAUAUCGGUGGACAGAGCACAGAUGUACAGCAGCCAGAGCAGCCUGGCAAGCUCGUCCAGGCAAGAUGGAGGCGAAGAGAUGCGUGAAAACCUGACGCCACGGAGUAAUGGCCCGUUGUCUGCAGGCCCUUCACCCUCGUCCCAACCCAACAGAGCUCCUUCAGCCGCUGGCACUCCUACCCCCUCAUCAUCGGCGCACCUGUCCGGCCUCAUGUGCAACGUGCACCGUACGACCGGCAGAGAGCCGCACCCGCUCGUCGGAGCCACGACGACCAUAUUGGGCGACAAGCUAUACGUCUUUGGAGGAAGAAUACUGUCUAGAAGCCGGCCGGCCCCACUGACGUCGGAUCUCUACGAACUUGACCUUAUCCGCAGGCACUGGUCGAAGCUAGAAGCGUCAGGCGACAUCCCACCACCGCGCUACUUUCACUCCAUGUGCCCCCUCGGCGACACCAAGAUGGUUUGCUACGGAGGCAUGUCGCCGACGCCUAACCAAACCGGCGCAGGUCCUGACCAGCAGCCCGAGGUGACGGUCAUGUCCGACAUUUAUAUCUACGAUGUGCCGACGCGGAAGUGGACGUUUAUUCCUACGCAGGAUGCUCCUCAGGGUCGCUACGCGCAUUGCGCCUGCAUCCUACCUACUUCGGCAACUUUUACAUCGCACAAGGCGCCGCUGUCGGCCCUUCAACAUAACCCAUCAUCAGGAAACCCCAACGAAGGCAGGAUAGGAAUCAACAUUGAUGGUUCCGGCGGCGCUGAGAUGGUGGUUGUGGGUGGGCAGGAUGGCGCCAACCACUACAUCGAACAGAUUAGCGUGUUCAACCUGCGCAGUCUCAAGUGGACCUCGAUUGAGCCAUUGGAUAAGAGCUGCGGCGCCUAUCGGAGCGUCGUCGCGCCAUUGCCUCCUUCAGUCAGCACGCGUAUUGGCAAGUCAAGCUUGAAUGGAUUCCAGCAGGGCGGCAACAUGAGCCAAGAAUCCCGAGAGGCCGGAUCCUCGAUGCUGAUCUACUCCAACUAUAACUUCUUGGACGUCAAGCUCGAGCUUCAGAUCAGAUCUUCGGAUGGCACUUUGACAGAAAAGCCCAUGUCAGGCUCCUAUUCACCCCCGGGUCUGCGAUUCCCCAACGGUGGCGUGAUCGACACAUAUUUUGUUGUUAGCGGCACAUAUCUCACAUCUUCGAAGCAAGAAUAUGCGCUGUGGGCUCUGGAUCUGAAGACGCUGACCUGGUCACGAAUCGAUGCGGGCGGUGCCGUAUUCAGCCAAGGCAGCUGGAACCGUGGUGUGCUAUGGAACCGGAGAAAUACCUUUGUGAUUCUGGGCAACCGGAAAAGAAGCCUCGUCGACGACUAUAAUCAUCGGCGAAUCAACUUUUCCAACGUUUGCAUGGUCGAGCUGGAAGCGUUUGGUUUCUACGACAACCCGAGAAAGACGAGCCCGAUGUCCGGAUUCGUGUCUGCAAGCAGCCCCUACACCGGCCCUGGCUUGAGCUUGGCGAGGAAGGCGGGUUCUACAGCAGGCGGACGCUUCCACUCGAAGGCUGCCGAAGAACUCGGAGAGAAGGCACUUGCCUUGCGUGAGCUGUCCGAUAUGGAUAUCCUGUGUUUGCAUGGAGAAAGAAUACCUAUUAAUUCCAGGAUCGUCGCCCGGCGUUGGGGUCCAUACUUUGUCCAGCUCCUGCGGGAGGGCACGGCGACUCAGGACGGCAGCGAUGCAAUGACUUUGCGGUCCGGUCUCGGCAGUGCGGUCAGAAACUCCGUCUUGACCAUCACGCCAUCUCGUAACACCCACGAGAGCACGAACUCUGUGGCCAGCACAGUGCUCUCGUCUGGAUCAUCGGCCAAGCCUCCCAGCACAGCUCCGACCAGCGCCUCCGCGGCCUCGUUCUCCAUUCCCGGUUCAGGUGGUGCCGACCCGAAUACCGUCAACUCGGCGCCGACUCCGAGAUCUCUGCCGCCCAACUCGCGACCUCGGUGCCUCUACCUUCCUCACACAUACCUGACGGUCCAGGCUCUGCUUCACUUCCUCUACACGUCGUCGCUGCCGCCGCCGUCGUCUCCCCUGUGUACGCCUCCUAUCCUCUGCUCUCUUCUGCAGAUUGCUCGACCAUACAAAAUCGACGGUCUGCUGGAGGCGGUCGUCGAACGUCUUCACGCGCUACUCGACUCAAGAAACGCGGCCGCCGUAUUCAACGCAACUGCCAUGGCAGCCGGUGGCGGUCGCGGCAUCGACGGCUCCCUCAAUCCCAAUUUCUUCGUUCCCGUCGACGCCAUGGGCUCCCCGCUAUAUCCCGACGGUUUUCAAAACGGCAGCAGUGCAGAUCUGCAGAGUCUUUCUUCUCGCGCGGGAGGUUUACGCAUCAACACGGCCAUGUCCUCAGGUCGACCAUCUAGCGACGAGCUCAGUGCCACGACGAGCGUCAGUGGGUCAGAAUGGAGUUCCGAAAUUGGCGAUUCCGAGCGUGGAGGCAUGCGCGAGAUUUGGGGCGGCGAGCUGAGCUCCGUCAUUGGCCUGCAAAAGCGCGGGUUGCGUGGGCUCAUGGAGGGUCGGAGGAUGCGCGAGCGUACCGGGACCAACUCGGGUACGAGUAUGAGUGCGGGCAUGGCGCCGUACGGCAGUCAAGGCCGCGUCGGUCUCGGCAUAGCUGGAUCGUGA